Messenger RNA from Fibroporia radiculosa, 1002 nucleotides. RefSeq lists its product as uncharacterized. The record is from RefSeq and is a predicted model, not a curated record. Bases 1 to 1002 code for a protein of 333 amino acids. NCBI's taxonomy places the organism in Eukaryota, Fungi, Basidiomycota, Agaricomycetes, Polyporales, Fibroporiaceae. The transcript has 4 exons.
AUGUCGUCCAGUCCUAUCAAGUUUCCCUCCCCAGUAGGAGGUGUCCCGUUCUCUCAUGACUUCGAUCCUUCUAUUGUGUUCAUCGUCUUCUUUGCUCUGUGUCUUCCUGUCGCGGUGUACCGCCUGAUGAACCAGCAACGACGAACAUAUAUUAUUAUCUCCGUAAUGUUUUUUUGUAUCGAAAGGGUGAUCAACUUCUCACUGCGUGCCGCCGAGGCGCGCAGCCCUGUCAAGCGCACGGAGAGGUUCUACGUGACGUACCUGCAAGGAGCUUACGGUACAGGCUUCAUUGGACUUGGACAAGCACUUACCGUUAUCCUCCGCGCGUACCUCGUCUAUACCACUCGCGGCGAAGUCGCUGUCGGCGGAAAAGCUGCACCAUUCGCAUUGUCGUCCAGAAGUGAUACACGGCUGCCGCUGACGGAGGAAUACGCCAUAUCGUCGGAUGCCGGGGUGUUUCAACCGCUACCCAUGUCGCCCAUGGAAGAUGAUCCUGACCGACGAAUGCAAAUUCGCCGCCUGUUGCGUAUUAUCAGCUUUGUAUACUGGGUUGCGGUGAUACUCAGCGCCGUAUCUGGUGGGUUGUACUGGUCGGGUAUCACGGAUUCCAAUAAGGGAAAGCUCGUACAGCAGACAAGAUACGCAUCGACGAUCAUUGUCCUGCUUCAGCUGCAGGCUACUAAUGCCAUUGCAAUCUGGGCAUGGAAGACACGGCCGCGUAGUGUGCAAUCAAGCCGCGUGCUACUGAUAUCAUUUUUCAUAUCCAUUCUGUCUAUUGUUGCGAUGUAUCGCCUCGCAGUGAUGGCCAACGAGACAACGGCUCUCUUAUCCACCACGCGGGCGUCGCUGAACAUGCCGUCAGAAAAAACAGCGUUUUACGUGUUGCACAUCGCGCCGGAGGGGCUCGUUGCAGUAGCAUUACUCUUGUUGGAUAUGAAAGGGCUUUUCUGCAUGGGGAUGAAGGGUGACACUGCGCUAAAUGAUAAUGUACAGAGUCAGUGA